Messenger RNA from Sycon ciliatum, 6032 nucleotides. RefSeq names its product mucin-2-like. NCBI's taxonomy places the organism in Eukaryota, Metazoa, Porifera, Calcarea, Leucosolenida, Sycettidae. The record is from RefSeq and is a predicted model, not a curated record. Gene Ontology annotation, molecular function: actin binding; protein tyrosine/serine/threonine phosphatase activity. Gene Ontology annotation, cellular component: cytoplasm. Gene Ontology annotation, biological process: protein dephosphorylation; actin cytoskeleton organization; negative regulation of actin filament polymerization. The transcript is spliced from 16 exons. Bases 278 to 4441 code for a protein of 1387 amino acids.
GGCACUGACUGACUGGACUGUGCUGUGCCAGAUGCAAACCGCUUGUACUGAGUUGAGUGCGUCUGUCUGUGCAUGCAGUUAUGUUUUUGACUUCGUUUUCGUGAACUCCUCUUUCUCUCUCCAUCUCUAUCUUUGAGCUCAGUAGAGGCUCUAGGAAGCCACACUGGCUGCCCCCUGCCCAUCUUGGAUGAAGCUGAUCACGCUGCAUGCCUGAUGCUGUUGGCGUGUGAGCCAAGCAGAGAUUUGAGCAAGCUGUUCUCAGCUUUGUAAAUUGAGAAUGUCCUUGUUUACAGUUGAACGCAGUUCGCAAAGUAGCCCUGUGGAAUCCAGCUCGGAGGAUGGCGAGAGCUCGGAUAAUCGGUCACGAUGCUCCAGUGUGGAUGGCUUCUGGACGUCAAAGAAUAUCGCUAUCUUCCUACCCACUCAGAAACUCUGGAACAGUGUCAAGCAGUCAAACAGCGGCCCGAUCAGCGAGCAUCUGCAGAAGCUUAUCCUUCUCCUCCGGCCCAACGAUCGAUGCUCUUUGGCCGUAGAGCUGGAGUCGCCAGCACCGAGCGUAUCGCGGUACCUGGCCAUCAUCUCGUUUGUUGGUGUCCAUGAGCACGAGGAGUGCAUCUGUCUGGGUGUGGAAUAUCAAGCAAAGACUGCACGCGUUACUCUUGUUGUUCCCAUCUACCGGGACACCUCAGUCAAGCUUUCCGGUGACGGGCGCUUCACGUUGACGGUAGGCCAGUAUUUCUACACGUUCAAGCCGGUCUCCGUCCAGUGUAUGUGGGCAACCAUUCAGAAGCUGCACGAGACGAUCCACUGUGCGUCUGCCAACAACUACUAUCACGGAGGCCUGUCUCACACGUGGACGUCCUACUACCAGUCUCGACUCACCAGCGAUCAGCGCACUCUACGUGACUGGGCGUUCACGGAGGAUUCCACAACACGUCCUGAUUCGCCAGGAAUGUCAAGAACAAGUGAUCGUGAGGACCCACUCAAGAUCCGCAUCGUCAACACGUUGCGUGCGGUCAUGCAGACGGUCGACUUGGAAUGUGCCACUAGCAAGGAGAUUCGUAACCUGUGCGAAGAGAAGCUGAAACUUGACCUGAAGGACUAUCGUGGCUUCAUUGAUCAGCAGACGUUAUCAAUCUUUGGGCAAAUGGAGCUGUCAUCAGAGAUUUUUGAUUUCCUCUACUUGGGCUCAGAGUGGAAUGCAAGCAAUUUCAAGGAGAUGCAGGAGAAAGGGAUCGGCUAUGUUCUAAACGUUACAUGUGAGAUUGACAAUUUCUUUCCGGACUCGUUUCACUAUUACAACAUUCGUGUGUGGGAUACAUCGGAAACUGAUCUUCUCAAGCACUGGGAUGACACCUAUCAGUUCAUCAAGAAAGCACAGGCAAACAACUCAAAGGUGUUGGUACACUGCAAGAUGGGAGUGAGUCGCUCAGCCUCAACAGUGAUAGCGUUUGCCAUGAAGGAAUACAAGUGGCAGCUGAAGGAGGCACUGGACUAUGUGCGAAAGCGUCGUGAGUGCGUCAACCCCAACUGUGGCUUCAUACAGCAGCUGAGACAGUAUGAAGGCAUUCUUGGUGCUAGGCACAACCCUGUAUGGGGAGAGAAGGCCACACUGCGCAAGCGCGUCACCGAGAUCCCGGGACCGUCACCACCGGCCUCUUGCCGCGUGAGCUCCGCCAGCGAGGACCUAAUGGUGGACAUUCCCGGAAUGGGCAGUUGUCAUGAUGCCGAUGCAGACGAUGAUGAUGACGAUGUUGCUGCUGCGGCAGGAGCAGACGGUAGCAAAGCGUUUGUCCGCACGUCAUCCGUCUCUCGCCUGCGCCUCAGCUCUCAGCGACCAAAGUCCUGGGCAGGCACCAAGCGCGAAGAGGAGCUCAUGAAGGAGCAGAACAUCAGCCUCUACUUUAAGAGCUUGAUGAGCGAGCAGCAGCAGGUUCCGGAUGAGCUGGCUACGUGUGCAGUGGAGGUGAGGGGUGCAGCAGCGGCGGCAGCCACGUCUAAGCGACAUCACCUGACCACGGGCACAUGCCCAGUGAGCCAUGCCGACUCCACGUCAGCAUCUGCUGCCACUGCCAGAGCAACUUCGCCGGCCGGUGCAGAGUUUGCGCCAGGCCAUCGGCGUGCGAGCAGUGCCAAGUCCUGGGACCCGACUGCAGCGUUCAGUCGCCAUGGCGCUGGCCAAACGGCUGGCACUGGUGGCAUGACAACAAGCCUGUCGUCGUCCUCGGCGCUUGGAAUGACUGCUACUGCUGCUGCUGCUGCUGCUGGUGGUGACGGCAGUAGCUGUACCCUAGCGACAACUAGUACUCGGCCACACUCACAACAGCUGUUAGCCACUUCAGCCACAGCGCCAGCAGCAGCAUCGGCAGCAGGACCGCAUAGUCCCAUUGAGGACAGUAGCCACACGCCGGUUGCCGAUCGGCAGCCCAGCGCACAGCAGAUCGAGAGUGAGCUUGGCUCUCGCCUACGCCAGGAGUUACCGGCGGAUCGGCUAGACACACUGUCACAGCGUACAACCAGCGUGGGUAGCGAAUGCAGCUCGUCGCCUGGAGACGUGCCGGCGGAUGUUGAGAUGGCUGCUCAUGCUGGUAACAGCGAUACUAGAUCUGAAUCACCGACAUUAACUGCAGAUCGUGUUCGCCAGCAGGUUGCCAGCUUUGAGUCGCGUACGUCUUCUGAUGAUGUGACACCGACGCAGCGACGCCUUAGCUCCUCGGCUGAUACGGUGCAGCAGGCUGGACAAGUAACACCUGCGGGUCUGCGUACGAUAUCACCCACCGCAUCUCCAGCCCGUGUUGCCAACUCUGGCGCUGCUUCAUCUGGCCCCGUUUCACCGACCCCUCCACAGGCAAUGUCACCCACGCCGCCUGCAACAACAGCAUCGGCUUUGGCGACGACAGCAACGCCGCCAUUACCUGGAACACCCGUCAAGGAUGACACCACGUCGUCUGUAACCGUAGUGGAAACGCCCAACAUUGGCCCCGUGCGUCGUGUACGUGUGGAGGAGCGACCGCAGAUCAGCAGUGUUCACCAUCGCGUGCAGUCUAUUGAGAGAUUCAAGAUCUUCACACCGCAGGAAACUCGCCAAGUGAGUCAUACCGCGGCCACUGACAAGUCCGACCCAGCCACAUCAUCUACAGAUCCUGCUGCGGCGGCUGCUGUGGACGAUGUCGCUGCCGCCUACGACGAGUCAUAUGUUGCUGUUGCACAGACCAUCGCCAUGUCCACGGAGGCACAGUCAACCGUGGACACUGUGCCGAAUAUCGAGCGCGCCGCCUCGCCAUUGCUACCUCCUAACUGUCGCUCGUCUUCCUCGUCCUUAUCAUCACAGGAGAGAACUGAGCAGUGCUCUUCCGGGCAUGUUCAAGAGAGCCAUCAACAGCAGGAGAGUGAGUCACUGUCUCCAAGUGAAGACCUACCCAACAACACUACUGAACAACCGUUGAAUCAUCCUGAAUCACCGCCACAGCAGCAGCAGCGGCAACAACACGGCGGAGGGGAGCGUCCGUCCACGCCAACGGAAUGUCCUGUAGGUGUCGCGGAAGCAGGGUCAAGCUGUGAAGCUCCGCCGCCACAACCACCACCAGCAUCAUCAUCACCAGAACGAGACAACACGAGGACUACUGCUGUACCGACUCCUAGCUGCAGUGACACUAGUGGCAGUAGUGGCAGUGGCAGCAGCAACACGACAAGCUCUGCUAGCACUGGCACGGCAGUGUCGAGCACAGCUGACAAACCGACCUUUUCAUUUGCAGGAUUCCACGCAGACACAAGCACAGCAGCGGCAGCAGCAACAGAAAAGGCACACACUGCGGGUGGUAAGCAGUCUCCGAGAAUGCGCUCAUCGGGCUCAUCACGGACUGCUGGUUCUCGCUCAAUGUCUGUUAGUAGUGGCGGCGGUAACAGUGGAAGACGAGCGCGUGCUCCGUACUCCUGGCUGAAUAAGAGAGGGGAGUCCAGUCCGUCACACUCACCACCGUUGCGUCGUGGAGACCAUCACUCGUCCGGGUCACCGUCGUCAUCGAUUAUGGCAUCGCGGAGCAGUCCGCAGCUGAACCGCGGCUCUCGCUUCACGUUCCUCAGCCCUCGCUCGCAGCGUCGCUCCAUCAUGUCGUCGUCUCCAAGUGAGGAGAACUUUGUCACGUACAUUCCCACGCGGCGCAACACUGGCGGUGCGGAUAUGAAGCAGACGCAGCACUUCCAGUCGCUUCUCGACCGCUUCAAGGAGAUGUCCAAGCCGAAGAUGAAGUCACCAGUGUCUGAAGCAGAAGCAGCGACGACGGCAGCAGAUGAUGCUGACUGUGCAUUUCCUAGCAGUGGCUCACCAGGACUAGUGUCACCUGCCAGCACAAUACCGAUCCCUAUAGACACUUCUGUAGGCUCUCGCCAACAAGCACAGCAACAGCAGGCGCAGUCAGUACCCACUGUGUUGGAGGCAUAAGGUAUAACAGCACACACAGUCAGUACUAGCAUCCACUGUGUUGGAGGCACAGAGUGACAGCACACACGGUCAGUACUAGCAUCCACUGUGUUGGAGGCACAGAGUGACAGCACACACGGUCAGUACCCACUGUAUUGGAGGCGUAGGGUGGACUAGCUGCCUGGUGCUGGUGCUGGCACAGUGAAGUCAUCACAUUGCUGGUCUACAACGUUCACUCGCUGGCCUGCUCAUACUAGUACUGCAGCAACAGUAGUAGUUGUUGUUGUUGUAGACCAAGCACACGCUAUUGCAGCACUCUCGUGCUCUUCUCCUGUACACCGUGUGUAUAUACUCCACAAUCACUCUCCAGAAUUGAGCUUGAUAUAUUGGUGGCCUAUGGGCGGUGCGCAGCCCACCAACCCAAGCACCACCAUCACCGUCUCCCCGACUUGCAUGUGCAUUUCACACACCGGAGCUAGCCAGACACAUACAUAUUUAUACUCAAGACAAUCACCCAAAGACCCAUCUCCGGAUUGCCCUCUCUUCUCUUUCUUGAUCCUUGCCCAAUUUGUACCACUACUUGACUAACAUCGCAACUUUAUCAAAUGGGCUGGCCCUUAUCAUAUAAUUGUUUCAUGUUAUGUUCUCGCAUCUUUUUCUUCUUUGGAACUUUUAGUUGAUGUGAUCUUUGUGCAUUGCGGAAUUGCCGGUCUCACCCGGGCUGUGUGCUCAUCUGUAAUGGUGCGGCUGAUGCUCAGCGCUUCUUCGUGCUAGCGUGUGUGUGUGUGUGUCCGUGGGUGUGUGUGUCCGUGUGUGUGUGUGUGUGUGUGUGCCACUUGAAAUUUUUCACUGGUCUCUGCCCGGUGCUUCGAUUGGAAUAGCUGUCUUCUAUGUACUUUUUUCUUUUCGUCCUUUUUAAAACAGUUUUCUAGACGUUUUAGUGUGAUCAGUGAUCAUCAUCACCCUACCUAUCACCCUCCUGCUCAUCACCACCCUCAUCAUAUUCUGACCAGUAUUUAUAGCACUGUGGAAGGUGGUACGUGCCCGCCUGCUAUUUCAUUUACCUCUGCCUAGUUUUUUAGCCGAUGCUGUGUGUGUGUGUGUGCGCGUGCAUAUGUUUCUCAUGUUACUGUUUUUGAAGUAUUUUUACUGGCCAUUAUUCGCUUGACAUUGUAGGGUAUCUUUUUUUCCCACUUUGUUCUCGUAACCGCAUGUACAUGUUGUGCUCUUGUUCUACCAAGCGCUUUUUUAUCAAUGUAUUUUUUUAACAAAUGCGCCGGUAUGGUGUACCACAAGCAUAGCUUAGAUCACUGCCGGCUGCGGCUGCUCGUGGCCCUACAAGCUGUGUUGUCCCCACCACCGGCGUCCCUCUUGCCCACAGAGCUAGAGCCUCAUUAUUUAUUUUUUGAAACUCUUUUCCAGAGUAGGCGGCUGGCUGGACACUUAUUCAUGUUUAUUAUUUCGAGCCUUGUUGUAGUCAGGGUUUUUAUAGUGGUCCACCCAUUGUCUCUUUUUCUUAUAUCCUUGUCGAUAUUUAUUGUUGCGUUCUGUUCUGUCUUUGGCGUGCUCUGUAUAAAAAGACAGCAGUUGAAAUAUUAAUAUUCCAUUGAAA